AUGGCCGCUUAUAAACCCCAGAGCAUGGUUUCCACCAUUCGUCAAUCCCCUCCCAUAGAUGUCACGACGCCUUACGACGCAAGCUGGGUUAAUGGAAAAGUGAUUCUCAUCACUGGCGGCGCCAGUGGCUUCGGCGCCGGCUUUGUACAGCAUUGGGCAAAACAUGGCGCGACAGUAAUCAUCGGCGACAUAGACAUUAAGAAGGGCGACGCCCUGUGUCGUGAGGUCAACCGCGAGCUGACGGGGAACAACAAAGCACAUUUCGUGCACUGCGACGUCACGAACUGGCAAUCACAGGUCAACCUCUUCAAGGAAGCCGUUCGACUGAGUCCACAUGGCGGACUGGACUGUGUCGUUGCAAAUGCAGGCAUCGCAGGGCCAGACGUGAUGCAAGAGGGCCACAAGCUCGAUGCCGCAGAGCCCCCGCCACCGAACUUCAAAAUCGUAGAUGUGAAUCUGACUGGCGUCCUCUAUACGACGCACCUUGCCUACUUUUGGCUACCCAAGAACCCUGGAUCCAAAGCGUGCAAUAUCGACGCGAAGCCAUCUUCCACGUCGCCGCGAGACCGACAUCUGCUAUUGCUGGGCUCUGUGGCCAGCCUGGCCCCGAUAGCCUUGCAGCCACAGUACGCAGCUGCGAAACAUGCCGUAUUGGGUCUGUUUAGGAGCUUGAGAGCCACAAGCAGUUUGCAGGGUGUACGGGUAAACUUGCUCUGCCCGUACUUUAUCGACACGCCCAUUGUCACCUUUCCAGCACGUCUUGUUCUUGCGGGUGGUGGGCUGGGACAGGUGGAGGAUGUCGUAGAGGCAGGGACGCGGUUCGUUGCCGACUCGAGGAUACUGGGAAGGAGCCUUGUUAUUGGGCCGAAGAUGCAUGUCAGGCAGAAUGAAACGGGCGAGUGGGAGCUUGUGACGCCCGAGACGGCUGGCAGCAUUGAGACGGCUGUGUUUGAGCCAUAUGCAGAGGACUGGGAGGACGUGGAUGCGUUUGACAGGAACAUUGUCAAGUUGCUCAACCUGGUGCAGAUUGGCAGGGGAUGGGCAGGGUGGGCGCAGGACAUUGCAAAGGCAGUGUGGUAUGGAAUGGGAUUGGGACGAUAG
Molecule: messenger RNA, 1101 nt
Organism: Dothidotthia symphoricarpi CBS 119687
Lineage: Eukaryota; Fungi; Ascomycota; Dothideomycetes; Pleosporales; Dothidotthiaceae
Product: NAD(P)-binding protein
Exons: 1
Coding region: 1-1101 (366 amino acids)
Molecular function (GO): oxidoreductase activity
Source: RefSeq, a predicted model, not a curated record